AUGACGCGUUUCAUUUUGGCACUCAUAUGUUUCUUCCUCGCGUCGAUGGAUGUCUCGCUCAGUCAGCUGUCCAAACGUGGAAGAACCGAACAAAAUUCAGCGGACAAGUCCUGCAAGCAUCACAGUCACGACAUGGAAAAGAAUCAUUCCAUCAAGUUUGUAUUCUCAUGGAACGAACAUCCGACAGAAAACUUGAAAAUUUUCAGACCGGAGAAUAAGAAUAAACGUUUAGGUACCGGCACCGAUGGCCAUCAUUUUUAUGCCUCGUUCAACAAGGUUGAUUUGCACGCAACAGGUCCCGGCAGAUUAUCCGGAGAAGUUUUCAGAAUCACCUUCACCUUGCUCUCGGCAUUGAUCUUGAUCACCAUACUGCUGACCAUCAACUUGAUGGUCAUCAUGCUCUGCAUCGCGGCCAUCACGUCGACAUCAACCGCACCGGCGCACGCUCAGCCGCAACCAACAAUGUAA
Helobdella robusta is the source of this 468-nucleotide messenger RNA. RefSeq lists its product as hypothetical. The record is from RefSeq and is a predicted model, not a curated record. Lineage: Eukaryota; Metazoa; Annelida; Clitellata; Rhynchobdellida; Glossiphoniidae. The coding region runs from base 1 to 468 and encodes 155 amino acids. The transcript has a single exon.